This is a messenger RNA of Drosophila obscura, 798 nucleotides long. Its product is annotated as actin cytoskeleton-regulatory complex protein PAN1-like. The record is from RefSeq and is a predicted model, not a curated record. The coding region runs from base 1 to 681 and encodes 226 amino acids. Lineage: Eukaryota; Metazoa; Arthropoda; Insecta; Diptera; Drosophilidae. The transcript has a single exon.
AUGCCCCUCAUUCAGGCCAUGCCCACGCCCACGCCAACGCCCAUGCCGACGCCUAUACCCACGCCUAUGCCACACCCAGUCGCCGCUCGCGUCCAGCAGCAGCAGCAUCAUCAGAGCCCAAUCUUCAAGACCUAUGCCAAGUCGAUGCCUGUGACGCCCAUACAGCCGCAGUCACCGGUGGAAGAGACGCCCUCCUACGAGCUCUACGAACGCCACGCCCGCUCCGAUGCCACAUUCCACUUCGACGACGACGAUGUGGAUGAUGAUGAUGACGAUGAUGAUUUGGAGGAUACAUCAUCGCUGGCCAUGAUCACACCGCCGCCACCCUACGACACACCCUACCUACUGGCGAGAAGGACCUGCAACAGUGCGGCGGCUCUAUCGCCGCCACUGCCGCCACCGCGCAGGUUCCGCUUCGGCAAUCGGGAGUUCUUCAGCAUGAGUCCGGGUGGUGGCAGUGCCACGCCCACAUCCACAUCCAAAGGCAGCGCCAUAACACCCACAAAACUGAGCGCCGCUGCGGCGGCCAUGUUCGCUACCCCACAAAUGGCCCAGUUGAACCGGAAGUGGGCGCAUCUGCAGCGGAAGCGGCGACGGCGGAACAGCAGCUCCGGCGACUCCAAGGAGCUCGACAAACUGGUGCUGCAAUCGGUCGAUUGGGAUGAGAAUGAGAUGUAUUAGGCAUUAGAUAUGUAGUGGCAUCAGUUGUAUGGUUUACGAGUGCUAACGAUCCUGGCAAGAUCUGGGUCUACAAAUAUCGUUUCGAUAUCUCCAAAGUGGGUCUAGGGCUGAGGCUGA